Molecule: messenger RNA, 890 nt
Organism: Nannospalax galili (Upper Galilee mountains blind mole rat)
Lineage: Eukaryota; Metazoa; Chordata; Mammalia; Rodentia; Spalacidae
Gene: Ccl21
Product: C-C motif chemokine ligand 21
Exons: 4
Coding region: 93-497 (134 amino acids)
Biological process (GO): cellular response to tumor necrosis factor; chemokine-mediated signaling pathway; positive regulation of GTPase activity
Cellular component (GO): extracellular region
Molecular function (GO): CCR chemokine receptor binding; chemokine activity
Source: RefSeq, a predicted model, not a curated record
GCAGCAGGCAGGUCCCAGCCCACACACGGACCCCAACCUGCGGCUGUCCAUCUCGCCCACAGCUCUGGCCUCCGCCUCAUCCUCAAACAACCAUGGCUCAGGUGCUAGCUCUGAGCCUCCUUAUCAUGGUCCUGGCUCUCUGCAUCCCCUGGACCCGAGGCAGUGAUGGCGGAGCUCAGGACUGCUGCCUCAAGUACAGCCAAAGGAAGAUUCCCUACACUGUGGUCCGAAGCUACCGGAAGCAAGAACCAACCUUAGGCUGCCCCAUCCCGGCAAUCCUGUUCUCACCCCGGAAGCGCACUCAGCCAGAGCUUUGUGCUGACCCCAAGGAGGGCUGGGUGCAGAAGCUGAUGCAACGCCUGGACAAGCCUCCAGCCCCGGGGACACAAACCCAGGGCUGUAGGAAGAACAGAGGAGCUCCUAAGUCUGGAAAGAAGGGAAAGGGCUCCAAAGGUUGCAAGAGGACUGAACAGACCCAAACCCCAAAAGGGCCAUAGCCCAGUGACCGACCUGGAGCCUAGGAGGUCCCGACUGAACUUCACCAUGGCUUUGAGCCCCAACACGAGGACCAGAAAGGGGCUAAAAGGCAGGAAGGACAUAGGGGCCCCAGAGCGGCCACUUCAGGCUGGCCUUGUCACAACCUUCUGCUUCAACCAUCCUGACCGCACUGCCGUCCUUUUCUUGCAUGGCUGAGCUGCCUUCCCUUGGCCAGGCCCAGAGAGGCAGAAGAAUGAGCGUCUCUCAGGAAAUGGGAGAGGAGACAGCAGGACUGUCCCUCUAGGAGGUCUCUCAGGUCCAAGCCCUGACCUUGCUCCCCUGCACCCUACCCUUUCCUUGCAAAUGUGAUUUAUACCUAACGGAAUAAAAAACUGUCCCAGCCUCAACCCAAA